AUGGAUCCUCCACCUCUUUCUGCCGCCACCAUGGUUACUACCACCACUCAUAAAAAUCAUCCAGAUUCCAUAGAGUCUUCGUCUCCACGUUCCCGUAACGCAGAAAUAUGGAAUGAUGAGACUUUACCGGUUGUUCCUGGCGCCAAGCUGCGUCUCAUGUGCAGCUAUGGUGGCCACAUCAUGCCUCGCCCUCAUGACAAGACACUCUGCUAUGUCGGCGGUGACACGAGGAUUGUGGUGGUGGACCGCCACUCUUCGUUGAAAGACCUGUGUGCUCGGCUUUCCCGAACCAUUCUCCAUGGAAGACCCUUCACGCUCAAGUACCAGCUUCCCCAUGAAGACCUUGAUAGCCUCAUCACUGUCACCACUGAUGAAGAUCUUGACAACAUGGUGGAAGAGUAUGACCGAAUUAUGGCCAAAGGUUCAGCUUCUUCACGGCUCAGGGUGUUCUUGUUCUUCACAAAACCUGAGGCCACUGUUUCUAUGGGGUCACUACUUGAUGAUGUGAAGUCAGAGACAUGGUUUGUUGAUGCACUCAACAACUCUGGGAUGUUAAACAGGGUAGUUUCAGAUACUGCUGGGGAUUCCUUUGUGAACCUUGAUGGUGUUGGUGGUGGUGUCAGUGCUAGUGGUUCAAGCAACAACUUGGAGGCUUUGCCCGAUACUAACAAUAACAAGGCUAAGAACUUGCCUGAUGUGGUGCAAUCAAGUCCUGGUUCACCCAUGAUGGAGAACAGUUCUUCUUCUUCUCCUUCUUUCUCUCCUUCUCUGGCAAAUCUGCCUCCGAUUCGGGUUCGUGUUGAUGACCAUGUUAGUAGGCUUCAACAAGAGAACAAGGUUGGGGGCGUGGUGGAGGAGCAGUUUGCUCAGAUGACAGUUGCAAGUGGGGUGAAGUCAGAUGAAGGGUUGGUGAAUGUGAUUUCUUCUGCAGUGGCUGCACCAUUAAUUUCCCCUGCUGUGACUAUGCCAUCUGCUGGGGUGGUUACUACUAGUGAUAACGUGAUGAAUAGAGUUGUUUCCGAGGAUGAGAGAUCAGAUCCUGGGUUUCGGAAGCCCCCUUUACCAUUGCAGCUUGUGCAGCCAAGGACUAGUGGUGGUUUUAGUUUGCCUUCUCCUGAUUCAGUUGCAAGUGAUAGUAGUAUUGCAUCUGCAAAUUCUUUCUCCAAGACUGUUUACUAUCAAGAUCAAGUCCAAGCUGCACUACUAGACAAUAAAGCAGUUGCUUUCCAAAAUGGCAAGAGUGAAAUAUCUGAUCAGGUGAUUCAGGUUCAUGGACAAGUUCAGGAUUCUGGCUACACAUUACCCCCACAAUUGGAUCAAAAUAGGCAACUCCAGCAGCAGAAGCCCUUGGUCCAUCCCAGCACUCACUACAUCCACCACCCUGCAGCCACAGGUCCAGUGCCAGUUGCAUCAUACUAUCCAGUUUAUGCCACACCGCCACAACAACUUCACCCUCCAAUUGGUCAGCAACAGUACCCAUUUUAUGUGAUGCCUGUUGGACCCACACAAGUAACACAACCAUACAACAUGGCCUUGCAGCCCAAUAUGACUGACCCAAAUGUUUUAGCCUCAGGCAGAACCCUAAUACCACAAACUGCUGUUACCUCAGCAGCAUACAAGGAUGGUACUCCACCCAUCUACCCCACCAAGUCAAUUAGCCCUACUAUACCUGAGCUGACUCCAAGUGUUUACAAGGCUCCUCCUGUGACAUCAACUCCUGCUUAUGCUCCAAUACCUCCCAACCAGUUUCAGCCACAGUAUGUGGGUUUGCCUCAGUUCCAUCAUUCACCACAGUCCAUUGCUGUGGCUCCCUCUAGUACUACUACUAAUUAUACUUAUGAAUAUGGUGGCCAUGUGCAAGACCAACCAUACUACACCCAACAACAAACCACUACUGCUCCAAUGCUACCCCAGUACCAAUCCAUGACCCCAGCUGCAGCUGCUGCAGCACUAUCAGAUGCUUCAAAACAGUUUCCUGCAGACAACAUUCAGCAGCAAAAUAGAGCAUCACAGCCAGUAUGA
Messenger RNA from Sphenostylis stenocarpa, 2022 nucleotides. The record is from the annotation of a GenBank genome assembly. NCBI's taxonomy places the organism in Eukaryota, Viridiplantae, Streptophyta, Magnoliopsida, Fabales, Fabaceae.